CAGAGAUUUUCUACACUCCAGUCCAUUAGGUGGCGGAAAAACACGAUUCUAUUCAUUUUCCAACGCCUUACCCCAUAAGAAGAAGAUAACGCUGUUUGUUGUCGAGUGAUUGUCAAAGCAAAGCUAUUUAAUCCUGAAUCAUAUAAUGUUCUGACGGUGAUCGACAUGGCCGAGGAAGAGUUCACAGACAUAAACGGCAACUUGAUCUCUUUAGACUGCCAAACUCACUCGGCUUUCUGCAGAGAGUUCACAGUCACCUCACCGAAGCUGUCCUUGCGCAAGGUGAUGGUCUACACCUGCUUCAUAUGGUUAUUUGCUUAUGCUGUAUUUUUCUUCACUGAGAACACGGCUGUCCUGUCGAGUGCCAUUAUCCUCACUUUGGUUGGGAUGAUGAUUCAUAUUCACUUCGUGAAGGUGGACCAUGAGACCCUUCUCAUAAUCGGUUCCCUCGGUGUCCAGCUGUCUUCAUCUUAUGCGUCUGGGCGAGAAAGCACGAUCUUCAUUGAGAUGAGCAAACUGAAAGACAUUGUCAUCAACGAGGCAGUUUAUAUGCACAGCAUUAUAUACUAUCUGUGCAUUCUGAUCAAGGACCCAGCUGAUCCUGAAACAGUGGCCAGUGUUGUCCCUCUUUUCCAGAGUUCAAAGCCUCGGCUGAAUUGUUUGGUUCAAGUGUACAGGAGCUGUCAAGAGAUUUUAGCACAGACCAGUUGAGACCGAGGUAAUGAGUCUUUCUUCGAAACCGGAAAGAACCAGAAGUGAAUUGUUGGUCAUUGUCAUCUACACUACAUUUUUCUGUUACAUGUAAUGGUUUGUUAGAUUUUGCAUCCACAAACUUACUGGGUACAGUUCACCUCAUUUAAAACAUAAUUUUAUGAUCAGACAUUUCAUAUGUUAGUGCUUUUAUUAUUAUUAUUUUAUUAUUUUUCAUAUACUCCUAAUUUUGAUAUUUAAAUUUUUUGUAGUAAGUGUUUGAAAUGUUUUCUAUAUUAAUAUUGCAAUGAAUAUAGCUGGUUUUUCCUUCUGAUUCUGACCUUAAUUAGCCACUAGAGGGACAUGUGUGCCAAAUUUUGUGAUCUGGAGCAAUGAUUUUAGUGAUCUACUAUUUUAAUAGGUUAACCAUAUGACAUUUUAAUUUAAUAA
Messenger RNA from Carassius carassius (crucian carp), 1140 nucleotides. It is a transcript of the gene pigh, whose product is annotated as phosphatidylinositol glycan anchor biosynthesis, class H. Bases 166 to 711 code for a protein of 181 amino acids. Gene Ontology annotation, biological process: GPI anchor biosynthetic process. Gene Ontology annotation, cellular component: glycosylphosphatidylinositol-N-acetylglucosaminyltransferase (GPI-GnT) complex. NCBI's taxonomy places the organism in Eukaryota, Metazoa, Chordata, Actinopteri, Cypriniformes, Cyprinidae. The record is from RefSeq and is a predicted model, not a curated record. The transcript is spliced from 5 exons.